UCAGGCAGAGAGACGGGGACCGGCCCGGGCAUUACGUGUGUGGCUGUGACGCACGCGGUCAGGUGUUGCCUCAUAUAGCGCGCGAGGGAGCUGUCCCGGUGCUGAAACCGGAGCCUACAGGCACGCGCUGAAGACACGCACACGGGGGAGAUGCUCUUUUCGCUUCCAUCCAUUUUCUGAGCUCCUACCUCGCGAAAAGGCGGCAUGACGCGUUCAUUAAGCAAGCUCUCGGGGCUUGUGCUGGUGGCUCUGCUGCACUGUGUGGCUGUGCAUGGCGCCUCCAUCACCCGUCACCACCGGCUGCGAGGCAGCAGCGGCAACCAAGACGCGUAUCUGAGCCCCAACUCGGACAUGAUCAAAGCCUUGGAGUACAUCGAGAGCCUGAAACGGCGCACCGACGACUCCGAGGGUCCCACCGGAGACUAUGAUGAAGUGGAUAAAUUCCGGCUCCUGGUGCAGCUCGCUUCUCUUCGGGACGAGGACGCGCCGGUGCGCGAGGACGCUGCCGCUGCCAGCUGGCCUGAUAACAAAGCCCCGGAGUGGGUCCGAGCUCUGCUCAGGGUGCUGGAGCAAAGCGCAGACGGCGCGCUGACGCCCGGAAACGAGCGCCGCUUUCACAAGAGCAGACGGCCGGCGACUGAAGCCGAAAGUCCCGCGCCCGAGAACGGCGCCGUGGUGAGGCCUCACAAGAAAUACCCACUCAUGUUCGAAGACGAGGAAAACGUCCGGGACAAGAAGCGCGCCACGGAGGACCUGGACGAGCAGUACACCCCGCAGAGUCUCGCCAACAUGCGCUCCAUAUUCGAGGAGCUCGGGAAGCUGUCCAACCCGCACAACCUGAAGCGGGACGACGCAGAGGCGGAGGACGAGGAAGAGGGUGAGGAUGAUGAAGAUGACGAGGACGUGUACAGGCCCCGAAACGUGGCGUAUGAAGACGUGACCGGAGGGGAGGAGUGGGUGCCGUUAGAGGAGCAGGUCGAGACCGAGGAGAUGGUUAAGGGCAGUCAUGAAGAGUUUGAUCGGGGAGUAGAGGACAGCGACGAGGCGCGCGAGGUGAUGGAGAGACGAUCUGCGCUUGACGCCACAGAUCGCGCAGAUGACGACACAAAACUUGUGGACUACGUCUUGCUGAAGGUGCUGGAAAUGAGCGAUCAGGCGCAGAAGCGCGACCUGACAGACGCGCAGAGCGGCAGGAGGAGACUGCUGAACAUGCCCUCUCUGCUCGACCCGCGGGCCAUCAAACAGCUGCUGUCAGCCGUGUCCAUGAAGCUCCAGAUCCCGCCUGAAGAUCUGGUCGGCAUGCUGUUUAUGGAGGAAACUCGGAAGCAGCAGCGUCUCCCUGAACCUCAGCUGGCGAGAAAAGCCAGCGCGCCCCGCUACCGGAGCCGCGUCAUCAAGUACUACAACGGACGCCAACCGGAAGUCACAGUCAGCGACAUUCCCGCUGACGUCAAGACUGAAGAUAUCCUAAAGGUCCUGGGGCUGGGAAACAUGGCCAACAAGAACGCCAAGUAUUUCGUCAAACCGAGACCGUAUAAGACGGCCAUGGCACGGUAUCUGGCGCCGAGCGGGCGGCGCGGCGGCGUGUCGGUGCCGGAGCUCAGCAGAGCGCCCAGCAAGCGGAAGGAUGAUUACGACGACGCGGUGGAUGAAGACGAAGUGGCCACCUUCCUGGCCGCCAAACUUUUAACCGAGUACCCCGAUCCCAGCUCAUCAGAUCGCAGAAGAGCCGUGGACUCCUCGAACGCACUGUUUCCCUACGAAAUUUACGAGGAAGCCAUGAAAGAUUACUUCGACCAGGUAGACUCGGGGAAGGGCGCGCCUGCGAAAAGAGACACGCAGGGCAAGGACGAGGCGGAAGUGCAGCAGAAAACCCCGACCGAGGUCGCGAUCCCGGAGCAGGCUGACCAGCAGAUCCCCGAGUCAGUAACCGAGGGAGAGAAAGAGCAUCAUACUAAACUGGUGGCUGGAAUGUAGUGGCUGAGAAUAAACCACAAGGGAACAGCAUUCCUCUGUCCACAUCCCUCUCCUUACAGAUGCCUCGAUUUCCUCAAGAUUAACCAACGUUAAGUGCUUUAGGAUGAAAUUCUAUAUUAUGUACAUAAUAUACCGCAUACAAACGUGCAAGAGUAAACGACAUUUUGUCUGUUUUUUUUCUUUUUUUUUGGGUUUUUUUUGUUUGGGUUUUUAGUGUCUCCAGUGUAUUUUUGCCACGUGCGUUAGUAUGAUGUGCCCUUGCUUCUGUUGAGCACUAUGGAGCUUGGUAUGGUCCUAUCCUAUGAGCUGUAUCAUUAUUAGACAAAGGUGGAUGUGAACCUCGUUUCUCAGUCAUUUUGUACCUGUUCUGAAGUGUGAAAUGACUCAAAGAUUAAUAAAGCAUUACUGUAUUAUUUUUC
Molecule: messenger RNA, 2396 nt
Organism: Pangasianodon hypophthalmus (striped catfish)
Lineage: Eukaryota; Metazoa; Chordata; Actinopteri; Siluriformes; Pangasiidae
Gene: scg2b
Product: secretogranin II b
Exons: 2
Coding region: 205-1977 (590 amino acids)
Cellular component (GO): secretory granule
Source: RefSeq, a predicted model, not a curated record